Messenger RNA from Condylura cristata (star-nosed mole), 6472 nucleotides. RefSeq names its product coiled-coil domain containing 186 (gene CCDC186). Gene Ontology annotation, biological process: vesicle cytoskeletal trafficking. Lineage: Eukaryota; Metazoa; Chordata; Mammalia; Eulipotyphla; Talpidae. Bases 215 to 2941 code for a protein of 908 amino acids. Gene Ontology annotation, molecular function: small GTPase binding. Gene Ontology annotation, cellular component: trans-Golgi network. The transcript has 16 exons. The record is from RefSeq and is a predicted model, not a curated record.
GUUGAUGUGUCAGCUCCGCGGGGGUUUGAGGGAGCGGUGGCGGGGGGAGCGCGGCGUCGGCCCUGUUUCCCACCGCGGUCCCUGCCCAUCUUCUGGUCUGUUGGGCCCGGGUAUGGAGAAGUUGGUUCCUGAGCUGGAGCUCCAGCGGCCUCGUUAGGGGUGCGGCCUGAGCCUCCUAGAAGCGGGAUGUAAAACGAAGAUCAGAUUUGAAGAAAUGCAGAAUGAAUUAGUGCCUGUCACCAUGUCAGAAACAGAGCACGUAGCAUCCGUUUCCUCAGAUAAAGAUGCUAAGAAAAUACCUGAAUUAAAGGAAGAAUCUUGCAACUUGUUUUCUAGUGAUGAAAGUAGCAGCUUAGGAAAUGAGUCCGAACUGUUGUCAUUAAACUUUGAUAAAGCUUUAUGUCAGCCUACAGAACAAGAUAAUCAAAGUGAAGCACAGGAAAAUUAUAUUCCAGAUCGUGGUGGAGGUGAGGCUUCUUUUCCUAAAACAGACAUCUGCCCAGAAGAUUCUGAACAAAUAACUAAUUUUCCUGGUGAAGAUUCUUCAAAGCUGGCUUCCAAAGCAGAUGAAACUGAGCAGACAGUAACACAAAUAUUGGCGGAUUUAAGAUCAUCUACAUUUUCAGAAGCAGCUAAUCAAAAGACUUACUUAGACAGCCCCUAUGAUACAGACUGCACCAAGAAACUUAUUUCAAAAAUAAAGAAUGCCUCAGCAUCGGAAGAUUUGUUGGAAGAAAUAGAAUCUGAGCUCCUCUCUGCGGAGUGCGUAAAAGAACACCAAGUACCAAAUGGAAUGAAUAAGGGGGAACAUGCAUUAGUUAUGUUUGAGAAAUGUGUGCAAGAUAAGUAUUUGCAGCAGGAGCACACUAUAAAGAAGUUAAUUAAAGAAAAUAAGAAGCAUCAGGAACUCAUCUUAGAUAUAUGUUCAGAAAAAGACAAUUUAAGAGAAGAACUAAAAAAAAGAACAGAAACAGAAAAGCAGCACAUGAACACAAUUAAACAGUUAGAAUCAAGAAUAGAUGAACUUAAUAAAGAAGUUAAAGCUUCCAAAGAUAAACUAGUAGCUCAAGACAAUGCAGCAAAAAAUGCAAUUCAACAAUUACAUAAAGAGAUGGCCCAUCGGUUGGAACAGGCCAACAAAAAAUGUGAAGAGGCACGUCAGGAAAAAGAGACAAUGGUAAUGAAGUAUGUAAGAGGUGAGAAGGAAUCCUUAGACCUUCGAAAGGAAAAAGAGACACUUGAGAGAAAACUCAGAGAUGCAAAUAAGGAAUCUGAGAAAAACACCAACAAAAUGAAGCAGCUUUCUCAAGAGAAAGCACGAUUACACCAGCUGUAUGAAACAAAGGAAGGUGAAACUACUAGACUCAUCAGAGAAAUAGACAAAUUAAAGGAAGAUAUCAACUCUCACAUCAUUAAAGUAAAAUGGGCACAAAACAAAUUGAAAGUGGAAAUGGAUUCACACAAGGAAACCAAAGAUAAACUCAAAGAAACAACAACAAAGUUAACCCAAGCAAAGGAAGAAGCAGAUCAAAUACGAAAAAAUUGUCAGGAUAUGAUAAAAACAUAUCAGGAGUCAGAAGAAAUUAAAUCAAAUGAGUUAGACGCCAAGCUUAGAGUUACGAAAGGAGAACUUGAGAAACAAAUGCAGGAAAAAUCUGACCAGCUGGAGAUGCAUCAUGCCAAAAUAAAGGAACUGGAAGAUCUGAAGAGAACAUUUAAGGAGGGCAUGGAUGAACUACGAACACUGAGAACAAAGGUGAAAUGUCUAGAAGAUGAACGAUUAAGAACAGAAGAUGAAUUAUCAAAAUACAAGGAAAUUAUUAAUCGCCAAAAAGCUGAAAUUCAGAAUUUACUGGACAAAGUAAAAAUUGCAGAUCAGAUACAGGAGCAGCAUCAGAGAGGUAAACAAGAAAUUGAAAAUUUGAAGGAAGAAAUGGAAAGUCUUAAUUGUUUGAUUAAUGACCUACAAAAAGACAUCGAAGGCAGUAGGAAAAGAGAAUCUGAGCUACUGCUGUUUACAGAAAAGCUCACUAGUAAGAAUGCACAACUUCAAUCAGAAUCCAAUUCUUUACAAUCACAAUUUGAUAAACUUUCCUGUAGUGAAAGUCAGUUACAAAGCCAAUGUGAACAAAUGAAACAGACAAAUAUUAAUUUGGAAAAUAAAUUGUUGAAAGAGGAAGAACUGCGAAAAGAGGAAGUCCAGGCUCUGCAAACUGAACUAACUUGUAGACAAACAGAAGUUAAGACUCUGAGUACCCAGGUAGAAGAAUUAAAAGAUGAACUAGUGACUCAAAGACGUAAACAUGCCUCUAGUGUCAAGGAUCUUACCAAACAGCUCCAGCAAGCACGAAGAAAAUUAGAUCAGGUCGAGAAUGGAAGCUACGAUAAAGAAGUCAGCAGCAUGGGAAGUCGUUCUAGUUCAUCAGGGUCCCUUAAUGCUCGAAGCAGUGCAGAAGAUCGAUCUCCAGAAAAUACUGGGUCAUCAGUAGCAGUAGAUAACUUUCCAGAAGUAGACAAGGCCAUGUUGAUUGAGAGGAUAGUAAGAUUGCAAAAAGCACAUGCCCGGAAAAAUGAAAAAAUAGAAUUUAUGGAGGACCACAUCAAACAGUUGGUGGAAGAAAUUAGGAAAAAGACAAAAAUAAUUCAGAGUUAUAUUUUACGGGAAGAAUCAGGCACACUUUCUUCAGAGGCGUCUGACUUUAACAAAGUCCGUUUGAGCAGACGGGGCGGCAUCAUGGCCUCUUUAUAUACCUCCCACCCGGCUGACGGCGGACUGACCUUGGAACUCUCCUUGGAGAUCAACCGAAAAUUGCAGGCUGUUCUGGAGGAUACAUUGCUAAAGAAUAUUACUUUGAAGGAAAAUCUACAGACUCUUGGAACAGAAAUAGAACGACUCAUUAAACACCAGCAUGAGCUAGAGCAGCGGACGAAGAAACCCUAAGCGGAGCUCUGAUCAGCAACGCAACAAAAGCCGGAGCUGCAGGUUCCCGGCCCAGCACUUUGGGAGACUGUUCCUGCUUUGUAUGUCAACCAGUAAAAAUUUAUUUUGCUUCAUCUGUAUAAAAAAAUACCCUUCUACAGCAGAAUGCGUUGCUGUGUAUACUGUAAGAGUGCGAACGUUAAUGAAAUUGGAUUCCGUAUGGUGACAGAACCACUGGAUCAAAAUUUGCUCAUCGUCACAGAAAGUUCUGAACAUGACCACAGGGCUUUCAAAAACCCUUCACCAUUUCUUUCCGUUAAAAUAUAUGAUGUCAAAAGCAAGUCAGCUUUUUAAAUUAUGCAUGAAGUGUUAAUUAUUCAGUAACAUACUAUUUUUCCAAUAUGAAGAAAUCUGAAGUAAUAAAAAUUUUUGUUUUGCGAUUCCACCAGAACAUUUGUUUGUGUUUGAGGGAUACCAAAGAGUACUUAGAGCUUUUAAGUUAGUUUUAAUGGGAAUUAACAGAAAAGCCAGCUCUGGCUAGCAGGGAGAGCCGUGAAUGCCACUGCCCGCUUUUCCUCCUCUGUGUGGGGGGAGGGCAUUUUUUCAGAUUCAACCAGUUGAGUUUUUUAAUCUUCAGUUAAAUAAAUAUGAUUUUAAAUAACAUGUUCAUUUAGAAAAUUCCUCGGUACCUUAAUUAUAUUUUAAAAUGUGGAAUUAGUCAUUUAAAACAGAGAUAAAUAAUGAGUUCUUUGAAAGACUUUGAUAUUAAAUAUAAAGAUAAAUAUUCUGUAUGUGAAGAAUCAGCUCCAAGGAAAUCCAGCAUGGCUGUUAACCAUUUCAUCUGACAUCAUUCUUGCCUGUUGGCAUAAUUACUUGUUAGCGUAGAGUGGUCUUAUGUCCCUAAAUAUGAUGUGUUUCAGUGUAUUUAUUUAAAACUCAAAGUAAUUACAUUUCCAUAACCAAAGGAAUUUUAGUCAAAUCUAUGUAUUAUUUUGCAUUUCUACAAUAUUUAUUUAAGAUGUGUACUUAAGUAUUGCCAUAGUAUCAGUAUUUCUGUCACUUUCUUUUCAUCUCUUAAAAUUUCUUACCUUUUAUAAUUUCUAUGUGAUGUCUCACAUUUCCUUGUAUUUAUGUCAUUUUUAUAAUAGGAUACCUUUAUCCACAUGCUGACAUUGUAGCAAAAAAUUGUUUUGAAUUAUUACAUCUUUUUUUUCUCCUCUUAGGAGAAGCAUACUUUGGGGUGAUGGAUCCAAAAGAUUUCAAAAUUGUAUGGCUAUAAAAGUCUGCCUCAUAGUGGUAGUAUCCCUUCAAAGGGUUACUUAGCAUUUUUUAAAUUGAUUUAACAUUGUUUAAAAAGAUCAUUUAGUAAGGAUUAGAUUACUCAGAUUCAGUGUGGUCUGUUUACUGAGUUAUAUGUUGUCUUCCUAAAAUAUUAUUUUCACUUCAGGGUGCAAAUAUUAAAGUUCAGAAAUGUUUAUUUUUAAAAUGGCUGUAAAAAGUAUUAGUCUUACCAUAAUUUUUCUUUUACCAAUAAUAAUUUAUCAAAAUAGAGUAAGAGGGUAAGUGCAAUCAAAUCUGAAUUAAUUUCCUAUUUGUUUCUAUACUUUGGAUAUUCCUAAAAACUAGAGUAGCCAACAUAACUAAAUUUGUAUGAUUUCUUAUGUAACAUAGAUUCACACACUACAAUAUUUGUUCUCUGAGAUUUACAAAUAUUAAUGGAGACCAGAUAGGGAUCAGAUCCAUAGUGCCCCACAUCUGUACCCUUCUAACAUAUUACACACACACACACACACACACACACACACACACACAACAAUGAAACAUUCUCACUCAGAGUAGUUUAAUGGUGGAACCAGUUUUAGAAGAGAGCUAUGAUAAGCCAUCUUUUUGUUAAUGUUACCUUUGUUCCCCAUAAAUGUGAGAAACUAUGGAAAACUUUGAGGAAAAUGCUUUAUUCUCUUUUUAUUCUGUUGCUUUUAUAUCCUUUUUGUGUAUGUAUUGGGACUAAGCAAAAUGAUGCAUAAAAAUAUGCAUGUCACAUCUCUAUACUGAUUUCACAAUUCCUGUUUUAAGGAUCAAGGGGGUCUUUAUUCUUACAGCUUUGAAUAUAUAAAGCGGAGAACAGGAUGUCUGGAAAGGGAUAUGGUCUGGAUAAACUUAAGAUUUGAGGGAAAUUUUGCUUUUUUAUGCUCAUUAUUACAUGUACAUUUCAAAGGCUAUUGGUCAGUUAGCAAUAUUUUGGUUUCCUUGAGCAAGAAGUGAUUUGUGUGUAUGUGUAUUAUUUACGUACACAGUAGGUUUUAAAUUUUAAGUGAGUACUCAAACUGUGACUCCCCUUUCCCGUACCACUUCAAACUUUAGCCUUAGCCUAUUAAGUUUUAAGGAUUGAAAAUGGGUUUGGGAAGAAAAAUGAAUUUGAACUUUCUUUGAGCCUUUUUAUUUUCAUAAUAUUUAAAGCCAUUUCUUUUGAAGUUUAGUUUUAUCAGGCUACCAGCAUACCACUUAUUCAUCUAAUGAACACAUACAUUGAAAGCCUGUGAGUGCCAUGUACCAUCAACGUCAUGGUGCUGUUGGUAAACAGACCAGAUGGGGGUUCCUGUCCUCCUGGAGCAUGUAGUGUUGUGACAAUACCAGGAGGCAGUGGGCCAUUUGGACUUCUGGACACCACUCCCUAUAGCUGGUCUGGGAAGAGGUAUUUAGGCCAGUUACCUAACGAAUGGAUGACCCGGGAUGCUCACCUGGUGGGCAGCUUGGGGAAUGAGUCCUUGCCCAGGCCUGCUGGCUUUGCACAUUUCCUGAUUUUUGUCACCUUUUAAUGUUUGAUUAUUUUUUAAUAAAAAGUCCAAAGACCAUAAUGUGACAUUUGAUUUUUGCCAUUUUAGUAAAUUAUCAAGACCUAGUUAAUAUUCACAAAGAUGACUAAUCGUGUUGCUAGGUGUUCUACAAAUUGUUCUGCAGUAUAUUUUCUAGCGACUUUUACAUACAAAUUUUGACCAGGAUUUACUGGUAGAAGAAAAAAGAAAUUGGGAGCCAUUUAUGUUAUAUAUGCUACCUUGGUGAAAAUAUCUGUAUAAAUUAUGUUCAGUGCAGUGUGGUUAAUUUACCUUCUGAAUAUUGACCACAUCAGCCUGUUUUUCACUUUUUUUACACAAAAAUUACUCCCUGCCCUUUUUUUUGACCUAGGAUUAAUUUUUAACACCAGUUAGUGGCAUUAGAAACCUGGAAUUUUUCUAGGUUGAACAAGAGAAAUUAAUUGAAAAAGUAUCCAAAUGGAAACGAUCACCAGGAAUAUAAAUGAAAAAUGUAACUAUAGUGAAGAUGUAUUUUUCUUCUAGAAUGGAGUUCUUUUUUAAAAUGCCUGACUCUCCAUUUUGAUUGCAAUGAUGAAAUUAUUUUAUCUUCCAAAGUUCAUGUGCAAAUGUGUAUGUGUGCAUCAUGCAGAUCUUUAAUUUGAUUACUCUGUUUAUUUGUAAAUAUGUUUCUGUAUAAAAUGAAGCUUUUAACAGAAUUCUAUGUAUAUAUUGUACUUAUUAAAUAGAUGAUGCCUGUUUA